UUUACCCCUGAAACGACUUGAGAAGUUGCGCUACGAGAGAAAAAUAAUAUGUUAAUAUCUGACAUAUAUGUCUCCUUCGGUCUACCAACAACAUGAGUAUAAAUUCUGAAUUGCACCGAGUAACGUCUAUCUGUGCAUGAUUUUCGGUCGCAAUAAUCCGACCGAUAUUGCUGGACUCCAUAAAACAGUUGAAACAGGCGCCUUUGUUUUCGAGGACAGUACAGUCGUUUUCAAUCACAGCAUAAAAAACAUAUAAGGUAGUGUAUAGCGUAGCUCCUGGCAGUCGUAGCCUACAAACGAAAGGAAUCUCGACGGAAUACUACAAUGUGUGUAGCCUACGUGUGUGAGAGAGAAAAAGCCCUAGUUUUGGCUUUUGAGAACACAGUUAGCUCAGACAUUCCAAUGGUGUGACACAGAAAGCCUCCCUUUAUCUGCUUAUCGGGGUGCAGUGGCGCAAACUAUUGUCUUCAUUCAAAGCGUCGGUUGGGAAAGCCCCCCUACGUUGUUAAUACUGAAUAAUUAUUUUGAAAAUUAAUCUGUCUGUCCUUGGAAACGUGGAAGUUGAAAAUACGAAGUGCAGAGCGCUCAUGGAAACAUGACAGAUCUGGACGCGAUAUUGCAAACGUAGUCGGCUUUGCAUUGACAAUGCGUUUGUUCAGCGCUGAGUUCCAUAGAGGAGGAGACGCGUGGGUCUGCAGAAAACCGCUUCGGCACGCACCUCUCCCUGGCCGAUCUGUCCGGCGCAAGGCCUGGACGGUGUUGAGUCUGUGAGAUCCCAAGAGGUCGAGCAAGCCAGUGGGAAAGAGGAGGGGGCGAGACUAGGCUCCACUGAGACGCGCAUCGCAACAACACCCCCAACCCCCCCCACCCACCACCCACCACCCCGUCGAAAGCUGAGCGGGAAGCAGAACAUGUGACCGGCCGAUGUAGGAGAGUUUAUUCAGGAAAUUCUUCCCUCGUCGAGGAUUUCUCUCAUCCGCCUGGUUUUCGCAGCUGGAGGGGCUUUUCUGUCCGUUUGUGACCAACCCCCAAGCCUCCCCUCCUUCCCCCCUCUUCCACUGCCGGCCAGAGCAUGCCCGUUACGCACGUGCCCAGUAGGAACCCAACCUGGUUGUAGACUGUGGAGCUUUGCACCCUUUUGCUGGAUUUUUUUGCUCGCUCUAAAUGCUCUGCGAUAUGAACUUGCGUGAGGAGGGCCGGAGGAGUCGCUCGUGUCCGUGUGUCCCCAUGGCCCCCGAGGAGCCGGGCUCCCCCGUCAUCGGAUCCCAGGGCCGGGGGAGGGGCGCGUCUGCUCCGCCAGCCGGGGCCGGAAAUAUCCCGGGCCCCCCCGACUGCAGCCUGACUCAGCAAAACGCCGCGCCAGAGGGGGAACUACCUCGCAAGUCACCCCCUCCCCCGGCCGGCGCUGGCCAGCAGCGCCGCCAACCCGCCUCGGCUUCCGCCGCGCCUCCCGCCCCCGACGCAGCGGCGUCCCGCGAGCUGGGAGCCGAGCAGCCGGCCCCCGCCGUCCACGUCUACGGUCCCAGCUGCGGCAGGGAGGGCGGGGGCGAACUGUAUUGGGACCAGCUGUGCGGGACACGUGACCCGGCGGAAGUGCGGCCGGCCUGCCUGGAGUCCGCCGCGACUGGAGAGAGCCGGCCCCGUCCGGGAGAGGCCGGCCCGCCGCCCGCGACCCCGCCCGCUGGCGGCCCGCCAGGAGCCGGCGGCCCGGACGCUCCGGGGCGGGGCUCCCGCGCCGACGCGCUGAGCCGCGAGGCCGGCGGCUGCCGGUACGUCACGAGGAGAGGCAGCCUGCCCGAGACGUCCCUGCCCGCCGGGGGCUCGCGGGGGGACAGGGGCGCGGCGUGCGCCCGCUGCGCGAAGGACGGCUACUCCAGUUUGGAGAGGGCCUCCCGCCGGAACAGGGCCAAGGCCUCCGUCUGCGGCUGCUCCGCUCAGGGCGGCCCGCUUUUCAAACCGAGCCCGCAGACGGGCCUGCGGAACACCGGCGGCGGCGGCGGCAACGGUGGCGUCAACGGCCUGCCGGAGUUUGUGCGCAACAAGAAGGAGCGCUCCACUCUGCUGGUCCGGAGGUACUACAAAAACAACCGGGAGGUGAAGAAGUCGGUGUGCACCGGCACCAGGGCGAUCGUGAGAACCUUGCCCUCGGGUCACAUCGGGGAGCGGGGGUGGCUGGCCGCCUGCGGAAGAAGGUCCCGCGCGUGCGAGAGGCGCGUCGGAGCGGCCAGAGGACACGGCGCCCUCCUUCAGCCCGGCCUCCUGCCCGCCUGCGCACGUCUCCGCUGCCUCCGCGGCGGCCGUCCAGAGAUCCAUUAUGUGCUGAGCGUUGAAGAGGACCUGCUGCACCCAUCCAGGAAGCUCCUGGCCUCCGCUGCGUCCGGCUGGCGGCGAACGUGUUGGUGGGACGCGCGGUCAUGCGCCUGCGAGCGGCCGGCUAGCCUCCGCGCCUCCCUGCAGAGAACCGCCGUCUCCGCCCUCCUCGCCGGGGCGCUGCUCGAGGCCACCGCGUCCGUCGGCGCCCGCAGCGGACUCCCCGGCGUCGCCGUGGGCUCCACGGGCAGGGCCAUGCUCAAAGAACGCCAGCUGUGCGGCGCAGUGGCGGCGUCCAACGUCAUGCCCGUCAGCGUGGCGGGCAUCAGCAAGGAGCUGGCGGACCUGCAGCACCUGGUGCAGUUCCCCGAGGAGAUCGCCAGCAUCCUGACGGAGCAGGAGCAGCAGCUGUACCAGCGCGUCUUCCCCCUCGACUACCUCUGCUUCCUCACCCGCGACCUGGGCACGCCCGAGUGCCACAAGCGCCACCCGCACCUCAAGGCCUCCCUGUCCGCCCCCACCAUGCCCACCCAGAGCAGCCGCCGCAACGGCGUGGAGGACCUGGUCACCCGCUUCAACGAGGUGAGCUCCUGGGUAACCUGGCUGAUCCUGACAGCUGGCUCCAUGGAAGAAAAGCGUGAGGUCUUCUCCCACCUGGUCCAUGUCGCCAAGUGCUGCUGGAACAUGGGCAACUACAACGCCGUGAUGGAAUUCUUGGCCGGCCUCAGGUCCCGUAAGGUGCUGAAGAUGUGGCAGUUCAUGGACCAGUCGGACAUCGAGACCAUGCGCAACCUGAAGGACGCCAUGGCGCAGCACGAGUCCUCGUCCGAGUACCGAAAGAUGGUGAACCGCGCCCUCAACAUCCCCGGCUGCAAGGUGGUGCCCUUCUGCGGCGUCUUCCUCAAGGAGCUCAGCGACGCUCUCGACGGCUCCGCCAGCCUGAUCAGCCUCCGCCCCAAAUUCGACGCCCAGGAGGACUCCAUCGAGUUUGUCACAGACUACAACGGCCAGGACAACUUCCUGCAGCGGGCGGGGAAGGACGGCCUCAACAACCCCGAGAAGGAGGCCACGGUCAGCAAUAUCCUGCAGACCAUCCGCAGCUGCAACCGCAGCCUGGAGUCGGAGGAGGGGGAGGACAGCGGGCGCGAGGGCACCUCCUCCCGCAAGAACUCCUUCAAAGAGAGGAGCAGGAACCAUUCACUCCCUGUCAGGAAAACAUCCGAUUCAAGCCACGUCUUGUUCAUAGUGGGGGACCUCUCGGACUCAGAUGGAGAUUUGUCAGAACAGGCCAAGGAGGUGGAGUUCCAGGGGGUGGAGGAGACGCAGAAGGCCUUCACCCACGGGACGGAGCUCAUCCCCUGGUACGUGCUCUCCAUCCAGGCCGAUGUCCACCAGUUUCUCCUGCAGGGGUCCACCGUCAUCCACUUCGACCAGGAGUCCCACCUGACGGCCCGCUGCUUCCUGCGGCUGCAGCCCGACAACUGCUUCCUGACCUGGGCCCGGCCCCAGAGCAGCGGCCUCAGCAACUGCAAGCCCCAGUACUUCGGGCAGGUGGUGCUCAACGGCCUGACAGAGGGCUUUCUGGACAUUUCCGUCGUGAAGGCCGUCUUCAUGGGCCACCCGGCAGUGGACAUCCACGCCGUGUGCCUGCAGAACAAGCUGUGCAACAUGACCCAGGAGGAGAACGGAAUCACCCUGCUCUACGGCCUCAACACAACCGACAACAAGCUCCUGCACUUUGUGGCCCCCAAGUUCACAGCCCGCAUGCUGUACGACGGGCUGAAAGAGCUCGUCAGCGCGGUGAGGAAAAUGAAGAGGUUUCCUGACCAGAGGCUUCAGUGGCUGAGGAGACAGUAUAUUAGCAUCUAUCAGGAGGACUGCAGGUAUGAGGGCCCAACGCUGGCCCAGGCCAUAGAGCUGUUCGGAGGCCGUCGCUGGAACAUGGGCACUUCAAGCACGGAGAAGCCUGGCGCGCAGAAGAACAGCCCCCUGGGAAUUAACACCACCAAGAAAAAGAAGAAGGCCCUCAUGAGGGGUGACAGCGGGGACGCCACGGACGAUGAAAUGGCGUCGCGGAAGACCAGGAGCUGUAAGGAGUCCCUGGGCCGGAGCGGGUCGGACCCCACUGACAGCGUGGAUCCGGAGGAGCAGGAAGAUGGCAGUGCCCUGGGCCUCCCCGGACCCCUGUCCUUGUCGGCUAGUAAAGGCCAGUCCCCCAGUGGCUCCUCCUCCUCCUCCUCCAGCAUGUGCUCCUCCACCCCCGCCCGGCCACUCUCCUCCCCCAUCCUGCCCUCCGGCUCCAAACCUCAGACAGGGGCCUGGAGCAGCCGUAGCUGGCACGGGCGGGGGAAGGGCUGCCUCAGGGGCUUUCAGAACUUCAUGAUCUCCGACAGCAUCAUGAGCUUCACCGAGUUCGUGGAGCUCUUCAAGUCCUUCAGCAUUCGAAGCCGGAAGGACCUUAAGGACUUGUUUGAUGCUUACGCUGUGCCCUGUAGCCGCUCUGCCCAAGAAUCUGCUCCCCUCUACACAAACCUGAGAAUUGAUGACAAGGUCACCGGGCUGCAGCCUGACCUUGACCUCCUGACACGCAACGGCUCUGACUUGGGCCUCUUCAUCCGGACCAGGCAGCAGAUGUCGGACAACCAGAAGCAGAUCUCGGAUGCCAUUGCGGCGGCCAGCAUUGUGACCAAUGGCACGGGCGUGGAGAGUGCCUCCCUGGGGGUUCUGGGCAUGGACAUCCUGCAGCUCAAUGACUUCCUUGUCAACUGCCAGGGGGAGCACCUCACCUAUGAUGAGAUCCUCAGCAUCAUCCAGAAAUUUGAGCCAUCUGUGAGCAUGCGCCAGAUGGGCUGGAUGUCUUUUGAGGGUUUUGCAAGGUUUUUGAUGGACAAGGACAACUUUGCGUCCAAAUGCGAGGAGUCUCAGGUGGAUGAAGAAGACCUUCAGUACCCACUGUCCUAUUAUUACAUCGCCUCCUCACACAACACGUACCUCACGGGUCACCAGCUGAAGGGAGAGUCCUCCGUGGAGCUCUACAGCCAGGUGCUGCUUCUGGGCUGCAGGAGUGUGGAGCUGGACUGCUGGGACGGAGACGACGGGAUGCCCAUUAUUUACCACGGUCACACCCUGACUACCAAGAUCCCCUUCAAGGAUGUUGUGGAGGCCAUUAACCGGACAGCAUUCGUCAAUUCUGACAUGCCUGUCAUUCUGUCCAUUGAAAACCACUGCUCCUUGCCCCAGCAACGGAAAAUGGCAGAAAUCUUCAAGACGGUGUUUGGGGACAAGCUAGUGACGAAGUUCCUGUUCGAGAGCGAUUUCUCCGAUGACCCCCUGCUCCCCUCCCCUCUGCAGCUGAGGGGCAAGAUCCUCUUAAAGAACAAGAAGCUGAAAGCGCACCAGGCCCCCGUGGACAUUCUCAAACAGAAGGCACACCAGCUGGCCCACAUGCAGGCGCAGGCUAGCAACGGCACCUCGGCCAGCAGUUCCCCUGGCAACAAUGAGGAUGAGGAGGAGGAGGAAGAUGAGUAUGACUAUGACUACGAGUCCCUUUCUGAUGCUGACGUCCUCACUGCCACUACUGCCCCUUGUGGACAGGAAGAUAAUAUCCUGGACGAUCGGCCAGAGGGGAAGUCAUCCAGCGACAAGCUCCAGUACGAGUCCAACGACGAGAUGCCGAAGAGGAUGAAGAAAGCAGACAGCUCCACUCAGAGCAAAGGGAAGAUUUUCGAUAUGGAGCUGGGGGAGGAGUUUUAUCUUCCCCAGAACAAGAAAGAGAGCCGACAGAUAGCUCAGGAACUCUCUGAUUUGAUCAUAUACUGCCAAGCUGUCAAGUUCCCAGGCCUUUCCACCCUGACUCCGUCGGGCUCUGGCAGAGGGAAAGAUCGUAAGAGCAGGAAAUCCAUCUUUGGCACCAAUCCUGGUAAAAGCAGCCCCGGGGAGACAGUGACGCUGGUCCGUGCCCCAGGGAAAGGUUCCUUAGAAGGCAUGCGGCUGAGCUGGGAGGAGCAGACGUCGCCGCUGCUGAGCACCGGCGCCUCCCUGAGCGCCAUCAUCCGCACGCCGCGCUGCUACCACAUCUCCUCGGUCAACGAGAACGCGGCCAAGCGGCUCUGCCGCCGCUACUCGCAGAAGCUGAUCCAGCACACCGCCGGCCAGCUCCUGCGCACCUACCCCGCCGCCACGCGCAUCGACUCCGCCAACCCCAACCCGCUCACCUUCUGGCUCCACGGCAUCCAGCUGGUGGCGCUCAACUACCAGACCGACGACCUGCCCAUGCAGCUGAACGCGGCCGUGUUCGAAGCCAACGGGGGCUGCGGCUACGUGCUCAAGCCGCCCGUGCUGUGGGACAGGAACUGCCCCCUCUACCGGAACUUCUGCCCCCUGGAGCGGGACGUGGAGAGCAUGAGCCCCUCGCUCUUCUCCCUGACGAUCGUGUCGGGCCAGAACGUGUGUCCCGGCAACACCACGGGCAGCCCCUGCGUGGAGGUGGACGUCCUGGGCAUGCCGGUGGACAGCUGCCACUUCCGCACCAAGCCCAUCCACCGGAACACCCUCAACCCCAUGUGGAGCGAGCACUUCCUGUUCCAGGUCUACUUCGAGGACAUGGCCUUCCUGCGCCUCGCCGUGGUGGAGAACAACAGCUCGCAGGUCACCGCCCAGAGGAUCCUCCCCAUCAAAGCCCUCAAAGCAGGGUACAGACACCUGGGGCUGAGAAACCAGCACAACGAGGCCCUGGAGGUGUCCAGCCUGUUCAUUUACAGCCGGAGAACUGAGGAAAGCCCUUCCGGAAACUCCAUACCCGCUUCUGUGCUGUUCGGCACAGACGAGCGCCGGGCUGCGGCUCAGUCCAGGGUCACGGUUCAUGGAGCCCCGGGCCCAGAGCCCUUCACUGUGGUGUGUGUGAGUGAGAAGACCACCGCCCGGCAGCUCCUGUCCACCUUGCUGCCCUCCUCCCCUGUGUCGGACUAUUACCUGUCAGAGGAGAAGCUGAGCCUGUCAAAAGAGAGGAGCGAUACCAAGAAGCCGCCCCAACAGCGCCCCCUAGCGCCGGAGGAGGAGAUCCUGACAGUGGUCAGCAGCUGGACUCCGGAUGAGGGCUACGUGGGAAGGAUUUGCCUAAAAACCAAAGAAGAGAACCUGAAUGAAAAGAACUCUGUGUCAGAGGGGGUGGAGGAGGUGACCAGCAGCACGGAGGAAGACACCUUCUUCGUUCAGGUGCACGACGUGUCCCCAGAGCAGCCGCACACCGUCAUCAAAGCCCCACGCUACAGCACUGCCCAGGACAUCAUCCAGCAGCAUGCAUGCAAACACCUUGAAUCAACUCCACCAGCAUUUGAAACGACUCUAAGCAAAGCCAAGUACUCCUGCAGCAUCCUGAGCAACCCCAACCCCGGCGACUACGUCCUCAUGGAGGAGGUUUCCAAGGAGACCACCAACAAGAAGGCGUCCACGGGCAAACCCCUCCAGCGCAUCCUCUUCGACCACGAGUGCGUGUUCCAGGCCCAAACCAAGUGGAGAGGAGCGGGGAAGUUCAUCCUCAAGCUGAAGGAGCAGGUUCAGACGGCCCGCGAGGACAAGCGGAAGGGCAUCUCCUUCGCCAGCGAGCUGAAGAAGCUGACGGGCCGCAGCCGCAGCGUUUCGGGCGGGGCGCAGCCCCCCGCGGAGAGCGCGCACAGACGUUUUCCUAAUGGACUCAAAGCCUGGAUGGCAGAAGGCAUGAUGGAGGCAGAGAGACUCCUGGGCGGUGACCCCGCCCGACACGGUCCCCGCCCCUGCGGCCCCGCCUCGUCCCCCUGGUCUUUCCCCCUGCUGCGAAACUGGAAACUGCCAAAAUGAGCCCCGGUUCCCAGAUAACGCAUGCUAAAUGCCACCUGAGGAACAAGCUUAUUUAGGAUCGUCCUCCCCCCCCCCCCCAUUGGCUCCAGUCUCCCGGCGGUGGGACAGGACGGACGGCGGCCGCUCCGGCCACCCCUGGUACGGUUUGGGGGCGUCUCGGUCAACGGGACCGCGGAACUGGCCGAGUCACUCGGAAAGACUCCGCUUGUUUGUGUCCCUCCCAGACGAGGAGCGUUCGUGCUAACGUGGGAAAGCCUGACCGCUCUCUCUGCUCAGGCCGGCUGAGCGUUUGCUUCAGUGGGUCAGGCUCACGCGGUGGAGUUCUUGUGGUUGGUCAGGAGGAAGCGCUCUGUCCAUCUCCGCUCCCUCCAAUCAGCAACGAGGACGUCGAGAAGGUGGUCAACAAGCUGGCUUGUUUGAAUCCCCUUUGUUUGUGUUCGUGUUUUUAAGAGUACUGUACCAGAUACAUGUUUGUGUAUUUCUUUGUUCAUUCGUAACGUUUUUUGCACUUUGGCGUUUGGGUACUGAAAGGACAGUUCUGUUGCUCUGAUUAUUUCUUUGGUUUCAUUCAAGCUACCAGUGUUAACAGCUUUUGCUCUAAAUGUUUGUAUUGAUUUCCACAGAAUAGAUUUUUGCUCGGUUGUGGCGGUAUGCAUUGUGAAGCAUUUAUGAGAGGUGCACAGAUUCAUAACGGUACCAAUCAAUAUUCACACUACUCUCUCCAUAAGUUAAUGCUGCUCAUUUGGCGAGUAAAUGAUUUCAUCGUGAAAAGUUAAGUUCGGUCUGUAAUUUCCGUCUCCUCAUCAGAAUAUAACGGCUUUUUAUUUUUUCCCUCCAUCUGCAACUGUGCUAUGGGUUUGAGAGUUAGGGUUAGAGUUAGGGUUAUUUUACCUGUACCAGCACAGGGAGUGUUAUAGCCGAGUGUAUCCAUGUUCCCCUCUUUUUCACUAGCCCACAAGUCAGUGACUAAUUCACACACUGCAUGCCGCUUAGUGUACUACAGGACAGCUAGCUGACUGGAGGAGAGGCUUAUCUCUCUCAGAUUUUAACUUUAGGCCUCGAGAUGUGAGUUGGCAUUCGUAGAGCGGUAACUCAAGGAGCCUUGGCCGAUUCAGACUACCCCAGAAGGGUGAUGUCUGUAGUGUCCAGUGAGUACAGACUCGCGGUUAUGGUUAGAUAAUAACAGCUCAGACCUAAGCUCUCCAGGCUAGUUCUGUCUAAACUAUCGGGUUAGGUCUGACCUGAAGGAAAAGCCAUUAUGAGCAUAGCCGUUUAUUUUUUUAAAUUUCCAUUUAUUUUUUAUAUAUUUUUUUAAUGAUAUAUAUUUUCAAGACGAGGACAGCUGAAAGCUUAACCCAACCCCCAUUAGGGCUUUUCGUUCUUACUGAGACAUCGUGGCAUCCCCAUCUUACUGAUUUUAUUACUGCCUUAAAUAACCACUGAAAAGUCGCCAACAGAAAGAAUGUGUGGCAUGCAGUGGUACUAUUUAGUUAUUUUGUAGCCAUAAGUUAUUCGCUGAAGAUUUAGAAGAUUAAUGAGAUAAGUGAAUUAAAGAUUUGACUGCCUUUAGGAUAUUUAUUUUAGUAGCCUGCUCAUGAUCUCUUAAGUGCAUUUAAUGGAUGAAAGCUGCAUGUAUUAUUUGAUAGUCACUUUGCUUUUUCUUGAUCUGAUGACAGGAAAUUGACCCAUAAAUAGCUUCAGCUGUUUUUAUUUGUUGUUUUUGUGAAGUGCUAUUUUAAUUGCUUUCAUUUGUGUUAUUUUAUAAUCUUACCACACUCAGAACUCUGUUCUUUUCUUGUUCAUGAUGGCUGGAGGUUCUAGUCACAGAGGACAACAGGGUUUACGGGCGUAUUUUUCCAUCACUUGUUAGAAUUUUGUUAUUUGAAUUAAGCUGUUAUCUAGAUAAGUGGUGGUGGUGUAAGUCGGUUGCUAAUUUAACUCCAAGGCCUGAAAAACCCUGGCCCUAGUGGACCAGCACUUAAACAUACUGUUACACACCUGACACUCCUGGGUCAUUUUUAAAAAAUUUUGUUUUGUUCAUUUGUUCAUGCAUUGGCUUGUUUUUAAAUGCAUGAUUAUCUGCAAUGCAGGUUAAGUUUUUAUUUCCCCCACUUCGGCAUCAGUUUUACUGCCAUGCACUUGUGCCUAAUUAUUCUGGUACAAAUCACUUGAUUAAAUGUUUUAGGGGCAUUACAUUGUUUAUUAGGUUUAAUUCCGUUUUGAAAAACAAAGUGUGGGUUCUAGUUUGGAUUUUUAGCACACUGCAACAGUUCCUAUGUCGAGGGUAGGGUAGUUUGCUCUCCUGAUAGUUCUAAAAAUUUGAAUUUCCCACUGCAGGUCUGCUUUUUAAAUGUUUAUAGAGUUCAAUUUCAUAGAGUAUAUUUUUCAAACCUUCAUGGCCCAAACUGUACCAGUUUGAUCCUUUAAGCUGUUGUGUUUCUGUUUGUUGGUGGUUGACCUGUUUUCAUUGUAAUAAAACACGUACAGCUCACCUGUACAUUUUACAUUUACUGUUGAGCUCUGUCCUAAGUUGAAGGUUUUCUUCAUGUAUUUGGAUGCCAAUUUUAAUUUAUUCAAUGUUGUAGCCCUGGCUGGCUAAGUAUCCUAUAUAGUCAGAUGUGUAUAUAGCUUUUUAAAAUGUUUAGUAUAACUGUAGAAAAACUAUUUAAAAUUAAUGAAUGUAUUUAAUUUAUUUUUGGGAUGAAUCUUUUCAGCCCAUUGCUUAUCUUUUUUUUUUUUUUUUAACCGUGCACAUGUAUAAAAUCCAUGGUCAGCUUCAUGAAUGUCUUUAUCACAGUAGUUUGUUGUUUUAUUGGUGAUAUUAUUGCUGACAGUUUUUUAAUUUCCAAAUUCUUCAUUCUUGUUCACUUGUUUGAUAUAUAGCCAUUUUUUUUAAACUUAGAUUUAGAGAUGCCAUACCGUUACUCUUUUGUAAAUUAAAUACAUUCAAGUGUAUUUGUUUUAUUUUGCAUACAUGCAGCCCAUUAUGUACUAGGAGAGAAGAAAGUCCACCUGGUAACUUAAAUCUCUUUAAGAGCCUUUACCACUUAUUUCUUUAUAUUGACAUGUUGAGUUCAUGUGCUCAUGUGACCGUCAUUUGACUACUUUCUCUGUUGACUUGAAAUAUAUGAAUUUAUUGUAUCGCAUUACUAAAAUAAAUAGAUAUCAGUA
Molecule: messenger RNA, 11316 nt
Organism: Anguilla rostrata (American eel)
Lineage: Eukaryota; Metazoa; Chordata; Actinopteri; Anguilliformes; Anguillidae
Gene: plce1
Product: phospholipase C, epsilon 1
Exons: 37
Coding region: 1165-8145 (2326 amino acids)
Biological process (GO): release of sequestered calcium ion into cytosol; lipid metabolic process; phosphatidylinositol-mediated signaling
Molecular function (GO): phosphatidylinositol-4,5-bisphosphate phospholipase C activity; guanyl-nucleotide exchange factor activity
Source: RefSeq, a predicted model, not a curated record